AAUGAACUCUUUUUUUUAUUCCCGAGCAAAAAAAAAACAAUUUCCCGCAUGAAGAUCAAAUUAUUAUUGCUUGCUAGUCACGCUCGUGCUAUUGAGGCUAUCGAUCAUGUAAUGCCCAGGCCUUUGGUGAAGUCCUUCUCCCCUUGCAGUCAUAUAGUUCUCGAUCAAAAGAACAGUCGUCAGCAAAGGACGCGUCCUUCUCUUGGGCCCCACCGCCUUCAAGCGGCCGAUAUCCUUGUUCAGGACGUUCACCGCCAUCUCCAUGGCCUCAGGUUUCCUCUACGUCCCCGACGAUCCGUCUUGAGUAGUUCAUGUGUCUCUGUGGGAGGCUCGAGAUUUGGUGUUAGGAGACAGGCUGGGUAGAGGGUCCCGGCCUCGAUAAAGAUGAUUGGGUGGGGUGAUGAGGAUGGAAGCGGCUGGGGUCAAUUGGACGCGCACGCCUAUACAUGGUCGUUGGGGGUAAUGGUUUCUCCUUGGACACCUUAAGCGCGUCUCUCUUUUCUGGGUUCUAGAUGGGCACGUAGUCAAAACGCU
Molecule: messenger RNA, 534 nt
Organism: Gamsiella multidivaricata
Lineage: Eukaryota; Fungi; Mortierellomycota; Mortierellomycetes; Mortierellales; Mortierellaceae
Exons: 1
Coding region: 49-363 (104 amino acids)
Source: RefSeq, a predicted model, not a curated record